CCCCUCUCCCAUAGUGGAGGAACCGGUAUAUGGAGAGUGGAUGGUCGCGAAGUCAAGGAUGAGAAAAAACAAACAGCAACCGAGUACCAGGACAUGCCAACAUGAGACCGAGGCAAUGAACAGGACCAUGCAACGUACCGCGGUGGCUGGGAUGAGUGGGAAAGGCUCCCGGUUCCAAGCUUUGAGUGAAGAGGAAACGCCAGCAUCGGCAAGCCCGAGAAAGAAUGCGGGGGUCUCUAAGGUAACGGGGGUCCCCCGAACAAGUGUGGUAGCUACUGCACCCUUGGUUAUCGGGGCAGAGGAAUCGGCUACUGUUCAAGACACAAUCAAGCGAAAGGAGGGCUUGGUUUACGUGCCGAUUGCGCAAAUGGCGGAAACCGUGGUUUUCAUGACUCAGAAGCCCCUCGAAGAGGAGGAACCUGCCCAAACGAAAGCAAUGAAAGUCCAGAAAGCAACCACGGGGCAGCGAGUAAGUUGACAUCAAAAGGGCACUACCCUGCCAAGAUCAAAGAAGGUGGCAGAGUUGGGGGUCAAAAGCAAUAAGAAGCAAACCCACCAUACCCAGACUGGGGAGGGGCAUGGGGACACAUUCAGUGGUAGCUCGUCAGCCACGGGAACUAGACUGGACCCUCUGACCCAACGGGGCUGAGGAAAGUAGAACUAUAACCUCAAAGCGGCAAGCUGGGGGGUAGUGCAUCUGGAGGGGAUCACCCCCAAGAGGGAGCGGGAGCUCCGAGAGCGGCUCCUUAGUCGUUGUUGUCCUCUAGGAAGUGUUUGUCUGUAAAUAGUUUUAUGUUAAGCAUUUUAUCGUGGAACUGGCAAGGGGCUAGAAGUGACUCAUUUUUAACGUUUCUUUCUUCUUUUUGUAGGCCACUAAGGCCGAACUUGAUUUUCAUCGUGGAGCCCAAAAUUAGUGGGGACACUGCAACCAAAGUUAUAGACCGAACGGGGUUCGAUGUAUCACUUCGUGUUGAUGGUAUUGGUUUUGCCGGUGGAAUUUGGGUGCUAUGGCAUAAAUAAGACCUAGAGGU
This is a messenger RNA of Linum trigynum, 1031 nucleotides long. Lineage: Eukaryota; Viridiplantae; Streptophyta; Magnoliopsida; Malpighiales; Linaceae. The record is from the annotation of a GenBank genome assembly.